Tetrahymena thermophila SB210 is the source of this 669-nucleotide messenger RNA. Its product is annotated as glutathione S-transferase, amine-terminal domain protein. Gene Ontology annotation, biological process: glutathione metabolic process. Gene Ontology annotation, molecular function: glutathione transferase activity. The transcript has a single exon. The record is from RefSeq and is a predicted model, not a curated record. NCBI's taxonomy places the organism in Eukaryota, Ciliophora, Oligohymenophorea, Hymenostomatida, Tetrahymenidae.
AUGGGUUGUGGUUCUAGUUCAAUUUAAGUUGCUGAAGUACCUAACUGUAAUAAGUAAUUAUUAUUGGGAUAUUGGGAUAUUCCUCUAAGAGCUUAACCAAUAAGAUACCUUCUCGAAUUAGGUCACUUUCCUUACACUGAAAAAAGGUAUGCAUAGAAAGAUGCUCAAGAAUGGUUUGGCAAAGAUAAAUAAAAUCUUGGUUUAGAAUUCCCUAACCUUCCUUAUAUCACUCAUGGGGAUUAUCAUUUAACCGAAGCAGCUAAUAUUGCUAAUUAUGUCAUAGAAAUUACUUGCUAAUAAAACCUAUUAGGAUGUGGAGAUGAUAAAUACAGAAUUGGAAAUAUUAGAUAUGUCUGCGAUGGCUUGAUUAUUGAUGUUUUCAAGACUUUAAAAAUGACUGCUGAAGAAAAAUAAAAGCUCUUAGAAAAUAAUAUUAUUCCUGAUCUCUACUCAUUGAAUGAAGCACUUGGUGAAAAAACUUACUUCUUCGGUAGAUUAACUAUUGCAGAUGUUUAUGCCUACUGCGCAUUUGUCAACUUCAAGUUAUUCUUCCCAAAUGAAUAUAAAUAGUUUGCUAGCUCAUUUGAUCACCUAAUAAUCAAUUUUGAAGCUAUUCCCGAAAUUUAAGCUUAUCAAAAAUCAGAUAGAUUCCCUAAAUUUUAAUUAUGA